AUGUCUGAAGAUUCGGAUAAGAACAUUUGGAAUGAUAGAACCAUUGAGCGACUUGCAGAGCUUACAACUAAAAAAUGCAAUUCUACUGAAAGAUAUAGUAUAACUAGUACUCCGGUCAAACGAGAAUCACCAAGUAAAGUCAAUAAAAAUAUAGGAAAAAAGUAUAAAGCUUCUUCAUUGCCAACUUCACCAAAUAAAACUAAAGUUUUACAAAGACGAGCAUUAGAACAAUCAAAAGUAAACACGUCAAAUUUUACUAAUAGCAAUAAUGGGUCACCUAAAAAGGAUCAUAAAAACUUUAACAAAACAAAUAAUUCCGCAAAAAAGAAUAAUACCCCUAAUUACAUGAAAGAUACAUUGCAGGAAAAGUUAGAAAAUGAUGAAUAUAUGCUCUAUGAUACUUUGAGUAAAGAAGUUAGUCCUGUGAUUAGUCAAGAUCAAUUGGUUGAUGAAAUAGAUGCAGGUGAUAAUGAAAAUUGUUGUCCCGUAUGCGGAAAAUCAUUAAAAAAACAUACAUUAGAGGAAUCAAAUUUGCAUGUGACCGAAUGCCUUGAUAAUCCAUCAGGAUCGUCUACAUUAACUACGAGUGAAUUAUCUAUAGAAACAAAACACACUAUUUUACAGUCAAAUGAUCCUUCUUCAUGGAACGCAUUGUUCAGCUUUAAAAGCAAAUUUACCAGUAUUCAAAAUAGUCAACCAACGAUUAAAUCGCAUCUUGAUAAUGAGAUGAAAAAAGAUACCACUGUAAAACCGACUUCGAAGAAAGAAUGUCCGUGGUACAAAAAAUUACAGGGAACGAACAUAACGGUUGACGCGUUCAAGUAUGGAAGGAUCCCUAAUUGUACCGCCUAUUUUCUGAGUCACUUCCACUCCGACCAUUAUGUUGGGUUAUCUCAAAAAUGGUCACAUGGGCCUAUAUAUUGUUCAUCCGUCACUGGAAAUCUAGUUAUUCAACAAUUGCGUGUCAAACCCCAAUAUGUUCGAAAAUUACCCAUGAAUGAAGAGGUCGUCAUUAAUAAUACUGAUACAGUAGUCACAUUAAUUGAUGCAAAUCACUGUCCGGGAUCUGUAUUAUUCUUAUUCAAAACCAAAUGUGCUAACGGUGAAACUAAACGAUACCUUCAUACUGGUGAUUUUCGGGCAUGCCCACGUCAGGUGCUUCAUUCAGCAAUAGUGCAACCUAAUAAUCCACCAAUAGACAUUUUAUACCUUGAUACUACUUACUUGAAUGAGCGAUAUUGCUUUCCAGCUCAGGAACAG
Scutellospora calospora is the source of this 1260-nucleotide messenger RNA. NCBI's taxonomy places the organism in Eukaryota, Fungi, Glomeromycota, Glomeromycetes, Diversisporales, Gigasporaceae. The record is from the annotation of a GenBank genome assembly.